Meloidogyne enterolobii is the source of this 375-nucleotide messenger RNA. NCBI's taxonomy places the organism in Eukaryota, Metazoa, Nematoda, Chromadorea, Rhabditida, Meloidogynidae. The record is from the annotation of a GenBank genome assembly.
AUGCCAUUCGAGAAUAGUAGCCAAGAUGGGGAUUCCAGCCAAUUAUUGUUAAAAACAGAGAUUCUUUCAUCUUCGCCCCCACAAUGUUUAAUAUACCAAAAACUCCCCAUUCAACAAGAACAAAAUAAAUUUAAUUUGUCCACUACCAAAACAACAAUAAAGUGCAAUAAUAAUUUAAUUAAUCCAAGCCACCAAAAUUCUGGGCAAAAACAUUUAAAUAUAAAUAUAUCCCCUAUAAGCAGUUGUUCUACCCCUACAAAUUGUUCUCCCCCUUAUAAUAUUAAUAUUUAUGGGAAUAAUGAACAGCAACAAAAUAUUGGGAGGUUGAUACGGUCGAAUAGUGUUAAGGUGUGGAAAUUUGAUUUUUUAAAAUAA